GUACCGCUCCCGGGACCCCGUGCGCAACCUCCGCCUCCGAGUCCACCUGCAAAGAAUCACAUCAAGCAACUACCACCAUUGCCAGCCUGCUGCCCAACUGGGGAAGGAUCUCAUAGACUUGGCCACUUUUAGGCCUCACCCAACGGCCAGUGGGUGUAUAGUGGUGAUGGGGCCCCUUGGGGGUCUGGGGAAGGGCCUAGGGCGGAGGUUACCUCUUACGACAGAGUAGACCCAGGUCUAUAGUCUGAGAAAAGGUAUAGAGAGGUUGGGUUUCUUGUCCAAGGUCACUGGGCUGCUAACUGUUGAAGUCAGAAUUUGAUCCCAAGCAAUUUUAACUACUGCAUUAUGUUGUGUGAAAAGUGGAUAAGACGAGAUUCCUAUCAUCAAGAAGCUGAUCUGAACUGUGGUCAAACGUAGUGAAAUAGCGAAUACCGUGCUUUAGGUAUAUUAUAAAUUUACCUCUAAACCCAAAUGCCAUUUGUGGCAUUUAUUUUUUUUUCUAAGAGAAAAUAUCACUCCAAGCUUGAAACUUACGAUAUAAACACUUUUUAAAAACAAGUUAAACAUUUGGGUCUGCUUGGAAAAUGCACUUUUAUUUUUUUUUACCUUGCUGUGUGGCAUGUGGGAUCUUAGUUUUCCCUGUAGGGAUGGAACCCAUGCCCCCUGCAGUGCAACCAGGGGACUACCAAGGAAGUCCCAGAAAAUGUACAUGUUAGUAUUAUCUGUGUUCUAGCCUUUUUCCUUCUCUGAGAAGCCAGAAAAGUGAGAAAGAGAAGACAGUGUGUUUGUGUUAGGUCACUAGUCUCUUUGCUUUUGUUGUUUCUGUUCAGAAAUAUUCCUGGGCAAAAGUGUGAGCUGGUGGGUUUUGAAGCAUAUACCUUUGGAAAAGGCAUACUCAUAUAGGAGUCUACAUAUUAGAUUUAGUUCUUUAAAAAAAUCACUUAUAUGUCUUUCCUUUUCUCUCUUAACACUUGAUCUUUUAAGGUUACAGUGUUUGUGAUUCUAGGUUUAUGGCUUCAGAAAUAGUGAAGAUAAAAAUGCCAUGGUUCCUAUCUAGCAAAUGUAGACAAUUGGGAUUGAGAAAGAGCUGUUCAGCCUGUAUCUAAAUUUCAGCUCUUGACUCUAAAUUAGAUUAAAUAAUUCCUGGAGGACAUGAUUUCUUUUAUUAAAGUUAGAGGGGUGGUUAAAACUUCUUGGCUCUUAAUCUUGGCUUCUGCACAUAUCUACUGCCUCUCUAGAGUGAGUACUUCAUAAAAUCAGUGAACUCCAACUGGUUUUGUGGCAAAUAUAAGACCACAGACUUUGGUUAUAACCAACCAGAGAGCAAGAAGUGGUGUUAGUUGGGCUCAAACAUUUGACUCACUCUGUUUUCUUUGGAGGUGGACACCGCCCAGAGGAAGAAGAAGAAGAGGAGGUUGUGAUUGGGUGGCAAGAGAAGCUCUUCAGCCAGUUUGAAGUAGAUCUGUACCAAAAUGAAGCAGCCUGUCAGAGCCCUUUGGAUCAUCAGUACCGUCAAGAGAUUCUGAAGCUGGAAGAUUCAGGCGGCAGGAAGAACCAACGGAUCUUUACCUACACUGACUCUGAUAGAUACACCAAUUUGGAGGAGCACUGUCAGAAAAUGACCACUGCAGCCAGCGAAAUGCCAUCCUUCUUGGUCGAGCGAAUGGCAAAUGUCAGGCGGCGACGGCAGGACAAGCGAGGGAUGCUCUUCAGGGGGUGCCAGGGAAGUGAGCCUUCCUGUGGUGUCUCCCAGGGAGGGUGGCAUUCUUAAGUCACGAGUCGUCACCUGGGAGCCCUCAGAAGAAUUCAUCAGAAACAACCAUGUCAUCAACACCCCUCUUCAGACCAUGUACAUCAUGGCAGACCUGGGGCCCUAUGGAAAGCUUGGCUAUAAGAAGCAUGAACAUGUCCUCUGUACUCUGAAGGUGGACAGCAAUGGAGUGAUCACAGUAAAACCUGACUUCACUGGCUCCAAAGGGCCCUACAGAAUCGAGACAGAGGGGGAGAAGCAAGAGCUGUGGAAGUAUACGAUUGACAAUGUGUCUUCCCUCGCCCAGCCUGAGGAGGAGGAGCGGGAACAGCGCGUCUUCAAGGACCUCUAUGGCCGGCACAAGGAGUAUCUCAACAGCCUCGUGGGCACUGACUUUGAGAUGACCGUACCAGGUGCCCUCCGGCUCUUCUUGAAUGGAGAGGUGGUUUCAGCCCAGGGCUAUGAGUAUGACAACCUGUACGUCCACUUCUUUGUGGAAUUGCCAACUUCUAACUGGUCAAGCCCAGCAUUCCAGCAGCUCUCAGGAAUAACACAGACCUGUGCCACCAAGUCCUGGGGGAUGGAUAACGUGGCCUACUUCUCCUACCCUUUCACGUUUGAGGCCUCCUUCCUCCACGAGGACGAAUCUGUCGGUGCGCUCCCAGAGUGGCCCGUGCUCUACUGCGAGGUCCUCUCGCUGGACUUCUGGCAGCGGUACCGUGUGGAAGGCUACGGGGCUGUGGUGCUGCCCGCCACCCCAGGCUCUCACACCCUGACGGUCUCCACCUGGAGGCCCCUGGAGCUCAGCCCAGUGGCUGAACUGCGGAGGUUUUUCAUUGGUGGCUCUCUGGAACUGGAGGACCUCUCCUACGUGUGGAUACCAGGAACCUUCAAGGGGGAGCGUCUGAGCCGCUUCGGACUCCGCACCGAGACCACAGGCAGUGUCACCUUCCGCCUGCACUGUCUGCAGCAGUCCCGGGCCUUCAUGGAGUCAAGUUCCCUCCGGAAGAGAAUGCGGAGUGUGUUGGACCGUCUGGAGGGAUUCAGCCAGCAGAGUUCCAUUCAUAAUGUUCUGGAGGCCUUCCGGCGAGCCCGGCGCCGUAUGCAGGAGGCCCGAGAAAGCCUUCCCCAGGACCUUGUGAGCCCCUCAGAAACCUCAGUCUCCUAGCUUGCUGCAGCCCUGGCCUCUGCGAUGAGUGAUACCCACCACGGCCCGGGCCCUGCCACCUCUUUAUCUUUCUGGUUAGAGACCCCGCUGACCUGCUGAGAACCAGAGGAGCUGAGAAUCCUGACCCCCCCACCUGCUCUUCAGCUACCAAAUGGCAACAAAGCCAGAGACCCUGUGGCCCACAGGUGGUCCCCUCUUGAUAUGUCAGCCCCUGCACACGUCCCUUACAAGAGGACAGGUGUUUCGGGGUUGAGACCCGUUUGGGGGUAAGGCCAGAGUUACUUCUGUCCUUGGCACCGCCUGCUCUCCAGCCUGUCUCUGGGUCUCGGGGACAGAGCGCAGCGGUCUGUCCUGCUCUGCACCUGCUGCACACUUGGGGCCUGAGAGAGAAGGCAGCCGAGGGAGCUCUUCCAUUCCCAGCCCGGGAGCCCAGCCUCCUCUUUCCGCCGGGGGCUGGCUGCCAGCGUAAAUGAAGGCUGAAGGCAAUGUCCAGUCCUUUAUGCUAGCUGGCUAGUAGCUUUUGUUGUGUUUUUUGUGCAUAAAAAGAUUUUCUAC
Messenger RNA from Cervus elaphus (red deer), 3473 nucleotides. It is a transcript of the gene MKS1, whose product is annotated as MKS transition zone complex subunit 1. The transcript is spliced from 17 exons. Gene Ontology annotation, cellular component: MKS complex. The record is from RefSeq and is a predicted model, not a curated record. The coding region runs from base 1671 to 2918 and encodes 415 amino acids. Gene Ontology annotation, biological process: cilium assembly. Lineage: Eukaryota; Metazoa; Chordata; Mammalia; Artiodactyla; Cervidae.